Sinocyclocheilus anshuiensis is the source of this 3991-nucleotide messenger RNA. RefSeq names its product frizzled-1-like. Gene Ontology annotation, cellular component: plasma membrane. NCBI's taxonomy places the organism in Eukaryota, Metazoa, Chordata, Actinopteri, Cypriniformes, Cyprinidae. Gene Ontology annotation, biological process: non-canonical Wnt signaling pathway; canonical Wnt signaling pathway. The record is from RefSeq and is a predicted model, not a curated record. Gene Ontology annotation, molecular function: Wnt-protein binding; Wnt receptor activity. The transcript has a single exon. The coding region runs from base 231 to 1856 and encodes 541 amino acids.
CAGAAACUCUGACACGAUACAGCGCGACUCUUUAUUCGUCUCAACCAGACACUCGUGUGGGUUUUCUUUACGCGUUUGAUCCGCUGAGCAGCGUCCGGGGCGCCGCUGCGCUCUCCUAAAAGUUUCUGGACACCGACUUGACAGGAUAAAUCGCCCGAGGGAGUUGGAGGGGAGGAAGAGCGCUGGCGGGCGAGCUGGCUGUGAGAGGAGACAGACCGCAGAAGAGAAGUAUGGCCGCGUGCGGUGCGUCCGCGCUCUUCCUGCUCGCCUUUGCAAUACUGGGAGCGAGCGCGCAGUACGGAGAGCGCGGCAUGUCGGUUCCCGAGCACGGCUUCUGCCAGCCCAUCACCAUCCCUCUGUGCACGGACAUCGCGUACAACGAGACCAUCAUGCCCAACCUCCUCGGCCACACGAACCAGGAGGACGCGGGGCUGGAGGUGCACCAGUUCUACCCGCUCGUUAAAGUGCGAUGCUCGCCGGACCUCAAGUUCUUCUUGUGCUCCAUGUACGCGCCGGUUUGCACGGUGCUGGAGCAGGCGCUGCCGCCGUGCCGUUCGCUGUGCGAGCGUGCGCGUCAGGGCUGCGAGGCGCUCAUGAACAAAUUCGGCUUCCAGUGGCCGGAGAGUCUCGCGUGCGAGUCGUUCCCGGUGCACGGCGGAGAGCUGUGCGUGGGGCAGAACACGUCUGAGCAGAGCGCACCGGUCAACCCGACUCCAGAUGUGACCCAAGCGACACCCGAGCAUCACAGGAAGGGCCGUUUUAAAUGCCCGGCUUCGCUGAAAGUCCCGCCGUACCUAAACUACCGCUUUCUAGGCGAGGAAAACUGCGGCGCACCGUGCGAACCCAAAAAACUGCACGGGGUGAUGUACUUCAGCGAGGACGAACAGAAGUUUGCGCGGAUUUGGAUCGGGAUCUGGUCGGUUUUGUGUUGCGCGUCUACUUUAUUCACCGUCUUGACUUAUUUAGUGGACAUGAAUCGCUUUAGUUACCCGGAAAGACCCAUUAUAUUCCUUUCCGGGUGUUAUACGAUGCUGUCCGUCGCCUACAUCGCCGGAUUUCUGCUGGAAGACAAAGUGGUUUGCAAUGAGCAGUUCGAUAAUGAGUUCAGGACGGUGGUUCAAGGCACCAAAAAGGAAGGCUGCACCAUCCUGUUCAUGAUGCUGUACUUCUUCAGCAUGGCCAGCUCCAUCUGGUGGGUCAUUCUAGCGCUCACUUGGUUCCUCUCGGCCGGGAUGAAAUGGGGUCACGAGGCCAUUGAAGCAAAUUCGCAAUAUUUCCAUCUCGCAGCGUGGGCGGUGCCAGCCGUCAAGACCAUCACCAUCCUCGCGGUGGGUCAAGUGGAUGGAGAUGUGCUCAGCGGCGUCUGCUUCGUGGGCAUCAACAGCGUGGACGCGUUGCGCGGAUUCGUCCUGGCGCCGCUGUUCGUCUACCUGUUCAUCGGCACCUCGUUCCUCCUGGCGGGCUUCGUGUCUCUGUUCCGCAUCAGGACCAUUAUGAAGCACGACGGCACCAAAACGGAGAAGCUGGAGAAGCUGAUGGUGCGCAUCGGCAUCUUCAGCGUCCUCUACACGGUUCCAGCCACCAUCGUGAUCGCGUGUUACUUCUACGAGCAGGCCUUUCGGGAUCAGUGGGAACAGACGUGGAGCGCUCAAACGUGCAAGACGUACGCGGUGCCGUGCCCCGUGCACAACCCGCAGAUGAACCCGGAUUUCACGGUGUUCAUGAUCAAGUACCUGAUGACCCUGAUCGUGGGCAUCACGUCUGGAUUCUGGAUAUGGUCUGGAAAGACUCUUAACUCGUGGAGAAAGUUUUACACGAGACUGGCGAACAGCAAACAAGGAGAAACAACAGUGUGACUUAACUGCUUUUUUAUUUGUCACUUUUUCUGAUGGAAAAAACAACAGCAACUGUUUAAAGAGACGCCCUUCGCGUUGUACAUAAACAUUGUGAUUUUUUUGUAAGUAUAUAUUUGUAUUUAAAUCUCACUUGGAUUUCUUGGAUGUUCGUUUUUUUUUAAUCAAAGGAGCUUUUGUUGGACAAACCUUAACGUUUUGGAGAUUAUUUAUGCCUUUUCUCUUGGAUUAUUCUGGGUGGGGAUCUGUUUUUUAAGCUUGUAUGUAAAACUGUGUCUUUUUAUCGACAUCAGUAUUUCCAUGGGCAAAUAUUCAAACUUUUUACAUGCAAAUAAUGCAGAAAUAAUGAUAAUGUGUGUGAAUUGUGCACCCAGUACUUCAUGGGAAGAAUUGAGCUUUAAAUGAAAGCUUUAGGUCUGAGAUCAGAUGAAUUAUAGGACUGGAAUGUUUUAUGGAGGCUGAGACUAGGAGCUAGAACAAAAACAGUGAGUACCCAUGGUUGAUAUGUGCUUAACCCACCCUAAAGCGGGUUGCUGGUCUCCUGGCCUGGGCUUGGACAGCAGCAGUCUCAGGCUUGUUUUAAGAUGUACAGUUAAGUGCCUUUUUCAGUUCGGAGCAGCAUUGGGGUCAGGCCUGCACUUGUGUUUAACUCCAAGAAAUGUAUACAUUGUUCUUCUUCAGGCUGUACUUAACUUUGGUGAUGUUUCUGAAGGGUUUGUGUUCUCCUUUGGCUCUUUUGCACAGAAGUACCUCUAAACAUACAGCUAGAACAGGAUGGACGGUGUUUGCAAUGCACUUCUCAAAUAGUUUAAUGUCUGUGUUGGUAUCGUAACUAAUCCAUGAUGUGAAAAUUGGGAUGCAUAUAUGUAGCGAUAAACCGAUAUAUCGGCCGAUAUUUGGUCCUUUUGAGAUGAUCAGCAGUGAUAAUCAUGAAUGCUCAUCCUGUGUAUCAUUUCCAAAAUCUACCAGCAGGCCUCUUGAUCAAUAAUGCAAUUUGUUUUCAAAUAAUUGUAUUGAUUUUUAAGUCAUAUCGGUUGUAUAUCAGUCUGCGCUCUGGUCAUCGGUAUCAACAUCAGCUAUUAAAAACCCCACAUCACUUGAAUAGUUUAAUGCCCAUGUAACUAAUUAAUGAACAUGAUGUGAAAAUUAGAAUGUAUACUUUCGUGUAGUGGUAAACCGAUAUAUCGGCUGAUAUUUGCCCUUUUAGAGAUGAUCAGCAGCGAUAAUCACGAAUGCUCAUCCUGUGUAUCCUUUCCAAAAUCUGCCAGCAGGCCUCUUGAUCAAUAAUGCAAUUUGUUUUCAGAUCAUUUUAUUGAUUAUUAAGUAAUAUCGGUUGUAUAUCAGUCUGCACUCUGGUUAUCAGUAUUAACAUCAGCUAUUAAAAACCCCACAUCGAUCAAAUAGUUUAAUGCCCAUGUUAGUAAUGUAACUAAUCCACGAACAUGAUGUGAAAAUUGGGAUGCAGAGUUUUGUGUUGCGGUAAACCGAUAUAUCGGCCGAUAUUUUGCCCUUUUGAGAUGAUCAGCGAUAAUCAUGUCAACUUGUCUUGUGUAUCAUUUCCAAAAUCUACCAGCAGGUCUGUUAAUGGACAAUGCAAUUUGUUUUCAGAUAUUUUUAACUGAUUUUUAAGUUGUAUCGGUUGCAUAUUAGUAUGCGCUCUGGUUAUCGGUAUCAACAUCAUCUAUUAAAACCCCCACAUCGCUCAAGCACUACGUAAGCGUAAUUCACAUCAUCCUGUUCAUAAUUCUUCAGGGUUUGUUGUGUCAUUAUGUGCUUUUUAAAAAAAAUGUUCUUUACUGAACAUCAAAUAAUGUUGAUUCUUGAUUGUUUAUGGUGAUUAUCUCAUGCAAAUGAAUGUUUUUGUUUUCGCAAAGGAAUCUUUGUUUAAGGUGAUUACAGAAAGCACUGGUAGAUAGAGGCCUGCUCUUAAACUCCUGUUCUUGUGAGAUGCGUUUGCAUGGAUCGGAGAUGUAUUAAAUCACACUAGCAUUGAAGCCUGUAUUAGAGUUUUCUACACCGGUGACAUCUGUUAUUUUCUUCUUUCUCAUACUUCUGCUUGUGAUACUAUCAAAAACCCUUUAUAUUUAUAGACAAUAGUUUAUAUAUUAUUCACUUCUUUAAAGAAUAAACUUCACAUU